AUGUCCUCCCACGCUCAUCAUAGACCAAGAGGUCGGUAUAGAGAUAGAGAUAUCGAAAAAACCUCCCUCAUCUCAGGCGGCUCCUCAUCAUCCGAGUCUGAUAUCCCCCUUCCAUCAAUAUACAAAUCCAAAUCUAAGCGCAGAUACUGGACCCAGAAACAUGCCAGCGGAUUGGGUAAUCUACUCGCGCUCUUUGGCCUGAUUUAUUUGUUUAGUAAACUUGGUUCUGGUUUAGGUUUCGAUUUCCCAUUUCCCAAACCUUCUCCUGCACCAUUACCAGAAUACAUCAAAGAUGGUAUAGCCCAGUGCGAAAUCAUUCAAAGACCUACACCUCAUUUCAAGCCCUCCACUCAUAAACGAUCUCAUAAUGAUAGAUACGUAGAUGGGACUAAAGGCGUGUGGUUGAAGAAUGGAACGUUGUGGACGGGUGAGAAGCGCGGUACGGAGAUUCUACACGGGGUGGAUCUUUUGUUGGAAGAUGGUCUGAUCAGGAAGAUCGGGAAGGGGAAAGAUAUUCAGGAAUGGACGAAGGGUAAGAAGGCUGAGGAGGUCGAGCUGGGUGGGGCUUGGGUUACACCAGUCGCUAACGGUUGUCCUCCGAGUCAAAUCACUGAUACCAUUCUAUUCAACUUCACGCUACACAGUAUCGUAGACACACACAGCCACUUAGCUGUGGACUCUGCUCCCUCUCUAUUCGGUGGGGACGACACCAAUUCGAUCAAGGCGAGCGUUCAGCCAUGGUUGAGAUCGCUCGACGGAUUCAACACUCAUGAUUUGGCUUUCAACCUUUCAAUUGCGGGAGGUAUCACGACCAUGUUGGUGCUUCCUGGAUCUGCGGACUCUAUCGGAGGACAAGCAUUCCCAUUCAAACCUCGAUGGACGCAUGAGAACACCCCUCAGUCCAUGUUGGUCGAACCAGCAUGGAAGAUCGAUAACGGUACCUGGGCUCGUACUCACGCAUGGAGACAUAUCAAACAUGCGUGUGGUGAAAACCCAAAGCGGGUUUACGGUCAAACCAGAAUGGACAACGCUUACGACUUCCGACGAGCUUAUACCGAAGGCAAAACUCUGAAGGAGAAACAAGAUCGAUGGUGUGCCUCACCCAAGACCCAGACCGAGCCCUUCCCCCAAUCACUCGAAUGGGAAGUCCUGUCGGAUGUCAUUAGGGGCAACGUCAAAGUAAACAUCCACUGCUAUGAAACCACGGAUCUAAACGGUUUAGUCAGGAUCUCAAACGAAUUCCAAUUCCCUAUUGCUGCCUUCCACCACGCCCACGAAACAUACCUUGUACCCGACCUGCUCAAACAGGCUUGGGGUCCCGAACCUCCAGCCGUAGCUAUCUUCUCUACCAAUGCGCGAUACAAGCGAGAGGCAUACAGAGGAAGCGAGUUCGCUGCUAAGAUCUUAGCUGAUCAAGGAUUGAAGGUAAUCAUGAAGUCUGAUCAUCCAGUAUUAGAUUCGAGGUAUCUUCUGACUGAGGCAAGUUGGGUACAUCAUUAUGGAUUAAAUUACUCUGAAUCCUUAAGCUCGAUUACGACCAGCCCUGCUAAGGCGAUGGGAUUAGAUCAUCGAAUUGGGUAUCUCAGAGAGGGAUAUGAUGCAGAUGUGGUAGUCUGGGAUUCAUUCCCUCUCGUACUUGGUGCAACACCCAAACAAACUUAUAUCGAUGGUAUACCCCAAAUCAUCUCGCCUGUACUACAUGAUAAACCCGCCGAAGCGCAGGAGAUACCUAAACAGGAAAAGGGUAAAUGGGACAAAGAGAUUCAAGAGGCUUUGACCACUCGAGGAGACCCGGAUCUUAGACCAAAGAAAUCUGUCAAGAAUGUCAUUUAUCAAGGUGUAGGCGAGUUCCACCUUUCACCUCUAGAGCUAUCGCUACUUCAUGAAGAUCAAGUAGACAUGAGUGUGUUUAAGAACAAUGCUGGUGGAGUGGUGAUUGUGAAAGACGGUGAGAUCACUUGUGCUGGUGAUUGCAAGAUGGAAGAUGAGUUGAAAGGUGGAUUGGAGUUUGAAGUUGUUGAUUUGAAAGGUGGGGCGAUCACUCCUGGAUAUAUCACUGUGGGCAGUUAUGUGGGAAUAUUGGAGAUUAGACAGGAGAAGACCACAGGUGAUGGAAGUGCCAUCGACCCCUUGUCCGAAGAAUCAGAAAUCACCAAUGGGAUCAUCGCUCAUGCUGUCGAUGGAGCGCAGUUCGGCGGUAAGGAUGAAUUACUAGCCUAUCGAUCAGGAGUGACCACCGCUGUUGUAUCCCCUAAGACAUCCUCUUGGAUCUCAGGAUACGGAUACGCCUUCUCACCUGAAUCUGAACAUUCCUUGGUCCCCGGUUCGAUCCAAAAUCCAUUAACAGCUUUACACAUCAGUUUGGAUAAUUCCAAGUCAUCCGUGUCAACGAAGAUCGCCAUCUUAAGAAAAUUAUUGAGUGGAUCUUCAAAGAACGUAGAGGAGGAAGAUGAAGAGACAGAAUUGGUGCAUGCGUUUGAGAAAGUUCGAAAGGGAGAAUUGAGAUUGGUUAUUAGGACGGAUAAGGCGGAUAUCAUCGCUUCAAUCAUUAGGUUGAAGAAAGAUAUAGCGAAGGAGGCGAAAAUUACGAUCUUAGGUGGACAAGAAUCUUGGAUCGUUGCGGACGAACUUUCCGAGAACGACAUAGGAGUGAUCAUCUCUCCCGUACGAUCAUACCCCGGUGAAUGGGAUUCAAGGAGGAUCAUACCUUCUAUUCCUUUAUCGAACCAUACUUUACCUUCGUACCUGGUUUCUCAUGGUGUUACCGUCGGAUUGGGUAUCCAAGAAGAAUGGCAAGCUCGAAACACCCUAUACGAAGCUGCUUGGGUAUACGCCAGUUCCCCCAAGGGAAUAUUCUCAAAGAGACAAGCGCUAGAUCUCGUAGGUAAAAACUUAGAAGAACUGCUCGGUUUAUCCACUGGUAGCAAAAGCUGGGUGGCUCAUGAAGGUGACCCAUUCGAAUUUGGAGGGAGGGUAAGGAGUGUUAAGGGUUUGAGCGGGGACGGGAAGAUUGAUCUGUUCUGA
Kwoniella botswanensis is the source of this 3024-nucleotide messenger RNA. RefSeq lists its product as uncharacterized. Gene Ontology annotation, cellular component: cytoplasm. Lineage: Eukaryota; Fungi; Basidiomycota; Tremellomycetes; Tremellales; Cryptococcaceae. The coding region runs from base 1 to 3024 and encodes 1007 amino acids. The record is from RefSeq and is a predicted model, not a curated record. Gene Ontology annotation, molecular function: allantoinase activity. The transcript is spliced from 8 exons. Gene Ontology annotation, biological process: purine nucleobase catabolic process.